Messenger RNA from Varanus komodoensis (Komodo dragon), 291 nucleotides. Its product is annotated as keratin-associated protein 6-2-like. NCBI's taxonomy places the organism in Eukaryota, Metazoa, Chordata, Lepidosauria, Squamata, Varanidae. The annotation marks the transcript as partial. The transcript has a single exon. The record is from RefSeq and is a predicted model, not a curated record.
AUGCCCUACUGCGGACCCGUCUGUGCCGUCCCGUCCUGCGCGUCCAGCCCAGUGGUGGGCUUUGGAUCGAGGGGACUCGGCUGUGGCUACGGUUAUGGCUCUGGCUAUGGCUAUGGCUAUGGCUAUGGCUUGGGCUCCGGCUAUGGCUAUGGCUUGGGCUCCGGCUAUGUUGCAGCAGCUCCCGCAGCGAGCCUCGGUGUGCUUCCUGGAGUCCAGCCUUCAUGUGUCAACCAGCUCCCACCAUCAGAGACUGUCAUCCAGCCACCGUCUUGCGUUGUGACCCUCCCUGGG